CUACCCCGACAACUAUAUCCUAAACCGAAUCCAUGUCGUGUCAAAUUCCUACUUCCUACGCAAACACAAAAUCCACCUCCGUCAAUAACCGUUAACUUCCCAAAACUAUAAUAUUUCUUUGUGGUUCUCACUCUCUUAACUUCGUCAACAUGUUCCUUCCCUUAUGCCAUUGCACACGCUUUAGCUUUCUUUUUUCUUUCCCAAAUUAGUCUUUCUUUCUUCUCUUUUCAUUCCCAUAAAUCCACACAUUCCCUUUUUCUUGCCAGAAAAAAAAUGGGUUGCUGUUACAUUCGUUUUCCAUGCUAAAAAUCACAUAAAGUUUUGAUUUUUAUUUCUGGGUUUUCAAGAUGUGGAGUAGAUGGCGAAUUGGGCUAUUGAGACAAAGGGUGUGCUCUGUUAUGAAUGGGAAUCACGGUUAUGUUAAAAAGAUUCAUCCUUUUGAUCCUUUUUUAUUCAAUUUGAAGGAUUUCAAAAUGGGGUAUGGUGAAAAGAGAAAAGGGGUUACCUAUUUUUCAGUUGUUAUGAUGAACCAAAUGAAAAGAGGUAUAUCUUCUGGUUCGUCUGAUAACAAUGGUGAGAAGAAAGAAGAGACUAUAUCUUUUAAUGAAGCUAAGAAGCUUAUGAGGUUGGUGAAUGUGGAAUCUCUUAAGAUGAAACUUGGUAUGGGAGGGAAAGAAGUUAUUGCUUUUAGUGAACUUGUGGAAGCUUGUGAGAGUAUGGGGGUUGCUAGGAAUUAUGAAGAGGCUUCAGCUUUUGCUAGGGUUCUUGAUGAAGCUGGUGUUGUUCUUCUUUUUCGAGAUAAGGUCUAUCUUCAUCCUGAUAAGGUGGUUGAUCUGGUUAGAAGAGCUGUCCCGCUAGCACUAACCGAAGAGAGCGAUCCAAUUAGGGAGGAGUUACAGAAGCUUCUGCAAAAGAAAGAGGAAAUCGACAUGUUGGCACAUAAGCAGAUGCGCCGUAUCCUAUGGUGCGGACUUGGUUUCGGCGUAGUCACGGUCAGUCUCUUCUUCAGGCUAACAUUUUGGGAGUUUUCAUGGGAUGUAAUGGAGCCUAUAACAUUCUUCACAACAACUACUGGCUUAGUCAUUGGUUAUGCCUACUUUUUAUUCACAUCAAGAGACCCUACUUACCAAGAUUUCAUGAAGAGACUCUUCAUUUCAAGGCAAAGGAAGCUUUAUAAGAGGUAUGACUUUGAUGUUGAGAGAUGCAAGGAGCUUCAACACUUGUGUAAAAUACCUUUAGAUGCUAAAUCCAUUUUGAAAAAACGAAUAGGAGCCGAUCUCGAUCUCGACGAUGCUUUGCACAAGGAUUAACAUUUUUUUCUAAUUGAGUUGAUUUUGUUCACCCUCCUCUAUUUUCACAUUGGUGGGGGGAGAGAAGCUUAUUCUAACUUAUGUUAUGGCUGUGAGUUUUGAGCCACCAUUUUUCUUUUCCUUCUUCAGUUGUUGUAUGUACUUUUAAACACAGAAGAUGAUUACAUGUUGUUCCAUUUGUUGAAGAUGAUUACAUGUUAUUUUACAUGUAACAUGAGCAAGGAUGAAUCAAACCUUGUAAGAUUUGUUCCA
Messenger RNA from Lathyrus oleraceus (garden pea), 1562 nucleotides. RefSeq names its product calcium uniporter protein 6, mitochondrial. Gene Ontology annotation, biological process: calcium import into the mitochondrion; mitochondrial calcium ion homeostasis. Gene Ontology annotation, cellular component: uniplex complex. The record is from RefSeq and is a predicted model, not a curated record. Lineage: Eukaryota; Viridiplantae; Streptophyta; Magnoliopsida; Fabales; Fabaceae. Bases 348 to 1310 code for a protein of 320 amino acids. Gene Ontology annotation, molecular function: calcium channel activity; uniporter activity. The transcript is spliced from 2 exons.